This is a messenger RNA of Rotaria sordida, 1485 nucleotides long. The record is from the annotation of a GenBank genome assembly. Lineage: Eukaryota; Metazoa; Rotifera; Eurotatoria; Philodinida; Philodinidae.
AUGGUUGGAUAUAAUUCAAAAAAUCUAGAUGAUAUUCAAUCUUUGUAUAAAUGUAAUUGUUGUUCAUUAAUACUCCGAGAACCUGUACAAUUAAUUGAUUGUGCUCAUCGAAUGUGUCAAUCAUGUGCCAGUGAACAAUCAGGAAACACGAUAACAUGCGCAGAAUGCGGUAAACAAACAAUGCGAGAAAAAUUAUUACUAGAUCGAGGUUUCAAAAAUGAUAUGCAGACAUUAUCAAUUGUAUGUUCACUUUGUAGUUGGACUGGUAUAUUGAAUAUCUAUCAAAAUCAUCUUGAUCAAAAUCAUCCAAAUCCAGUAUGUGAUUCUUGUAGUCAAAAAUUUAAUUCAGUAAAUGAUCUUGAUCGACAUAUACAACAUGAUUGUGAAAAAAUCACUCUGAAUUGUCCAUUAAAACAAAUCGGAUGUGAAGAAAUGGUUCUUCGUCUCCGUCUUGCAGAACAUUAUAUAAGUGAUCAACAUCAAAGAAUCCUAGCUAAUGUUGUUCGUCAAAUGAGUUUGAUCUUAUCAAAUAAUCUGAACAAUCAUUCUCUGAUUGGUUCUUAUCAAAGAAUAGAUAUGGAUCCUAAUGAAUUCGAAAAAAUCUCUAAUGCAACUAAUAUAUUAUUAGAUAAUAUUAAAACUUUAGUUGAUGAACUUGAACGUCUGACUCUUGAGCGUGAUCAGAUCCAUAAUAAACUACAAUCUUUCAUUCAAGAAACUACAAUACUUAAGAAAUCUAUUGAAGAAGAAAAUUCUUCUAUAGAUGGUAUUAACCAUAAUCAACAGAUAACUGAACAAAACUUACUAUCAAUGGAACAAAAACUUAAUAAUAUGAGUUUGAGUUCUUAUGAUGGAACAUUUACAUGGAAAAUAACUAAUGUACAAGAAAAAAUAACUGCUGCUAAAUCUAGAACACAAACAUCAAUUUAUUCUCCACCUUUUUAUUCGUCACCUACAGGUUAUAAAAUGUGCCUUCGACUUUAUUUAAAUGGUGAUGGUAAUGCUCAGAAUACACAUAUAUCAUUAUUUUUUGUUCUUAUGCGUGGUGAAUAUGAUGCUAUUCUUUCAUUUCCAUUCUGUUUCAAAGUCAUAUUUUGUCUUUAUGAUCAAACUAAUCAACAAAAUCAUAUUAUUGAUUCAUUUCAACCUGAUGUUAGAUCAAAUAGUUUUCAACGACCACGUUCCGAUAUGAAUAUUGCUAGUGGUCUACCAAAAUUUGCUCCUUUAACAAUAUUUCAACAAGAAAAUAAUCCAUAUGUUCGUAAUGAUAUAAUAUUCAUUACAGUGACAAUCGAUUUUAAUAAUACACCAAAAACAAUUUUACCUUAUAUGUUUAAUCUUAGUCCAGCAUUCACAACUCAAAUCAAACAAACAAUGAUUCGACAGGAAAUUGAAAAACGACAACAAGUAUCUAAUUCUCCAACGAUGAAUUUUGAAGGAAAUCAAUCGAUUACUAUGGAGGGUGUCUCUGAAUCUCACCAAUAA